Lodderomyces jiufengensis is the source of this 1239-nucleotide messenger RNA. RefSeq lists its product as uncharacterized. The record is from RefSeq and is a predicted model, not a curated record. Lineage: Eukaryota; Fungi; Ascomycota; Pichiomycetes; Serinales; Debaryomycetaceae. Bases 1 to 1239 code for a protein of 412 amino acids. The transcript has a single exon.
AUGUCAGACUUGCAACCUAGUAAUGAUUUGAGUGCAACAAAUGAUGAAACGCAAAUUACUCCCAAGUCAAAUUUAAAUGCAAAAAAUGAAAGUCAAAAUACACUAGUUGUUGAUGAAUUUUUAAAGAAUGAGUCAAUAAGUGAGACUAAUAAAAAUUUAAUGAAGAGAGCAUCAGCCUUAAAUACAUCAACUUCAACCGCAGUUUUAACUUUAGAUGAAGGGAUUUCUGAAAAAGAAACGAGAUUCAGCUAUCAAAAGGAAGAGUCGAAUACAAUCAAAACGUCAAAUAAAAGUAAUCUUACUAGUGCUAUUGAAAAAAGUAAUAAACUAAAGGCUAAUGAAGUCAAUGAAAAACAUGACAAAUUUGUGACUGAUGAAAAGCCCAAAUUGUCAAUGAUUAAACAAGUAGAUGAAGUCGAUGCCAAAUUAAAUUCAGCAAAAAUUAAAGAUUUAGGAAAGGAAAGAAUCGAAAGCAAUCUCGUUGAAGAACCAAAUUCACUUGUACAAGAUAAUGACCAGGUUGAUUCAAACCAUGCUGCUAGUAGUUGUUCAACCAUUUCAAAACUAGAUUUGAAAUGUAUAUUUAAGAAUAUUAAAAAUUGGAUUCUUAACAGGGAAACAGGAAUAAAUAAUGGAAUCAGACCAUCUUUUGUUUCAAGUGCUGGUUCAGAAGAUGGUUCAAACGAAAUAAAUUCAAUACCAUUAAUUGAGCUACCAUUAAUUCCAAUAAAUUAUAGAUCAAGAGAAAUCAAUGGAUUUGGUAUAUUAUCAAAAUCUCAAUCAUUACCAAUGAAGAUUAAAAAACAAUACUUACAUCUAUUAACGAGUGGAGUAAUUGAAUUGAUUGAAUUUUGUAAAUAUUUGGAAAUUUUGAAUGAGAAAUUUAAAAGACAUGAUAAUUAUGCAGCUAUUCAACAAAGUUUUUCAAAUCAUUUUAGAAAAAUUCAUUUGGAUUUACCAUUUACUGAAAAUGAUUUAAAAAUAAAUGAAGAUAUAAAUGAAGAAUUAUUAUUACAAUUGAAAAUUUUGUUUAAUGAUUUAUUUCAAUCAAAUUAUAUAAUUUGGAUUGUUAAUAAAUUUGAAUUUGAUGGAUUUGUUAAAAGAUUUAGAAAAUUAAUAGCUCAUGUUUUGAAAAAUGAUUUUAAUUAUGAUGUUAAUUAUGAUAGAGAAUAUUUUUAUAAACAUGUUGUUGCUGCUAGUUUAUUAGAAUGGAGAAAAAAUAUUCCAUUUCCUGAAUAA